AUGUCCUUUAAAUUGUAACAAAUUGUUAGGAACGACUUUGUGAAGAUUGCAAUAGAGGUUUUAUAAAGAAAUGGUAAUGAUUGUCAAGACACUUGUGGAAAUGGGUUUAAAUCUGAUUAAGAAGACUGCGAUGAUGGUAAUCACUUAUCUUUAGAUGGUUGUUCAGAUAUUUGCGAUAUUGAAAUGUAUUGGACAUGCUUUGAGGAUGAUCUCAAAAAAAGCUCCUGUGUUUAAAAUAUACCUCCUCAUUUUAAACUAAUAUUCUUAAAUUAAACAUAUAAUGUCUAAUAUGUCUAAUUAUAAUUUACUAAUAAAAUUAAACUAUUAUAUUCAUCUUAAAAUUUAACUCGAAACUUUAAAGCUUAACUUAUUGAUAUUGAUCCUUCUCAUUAUAUUAUCAGCGAUGUAUUAGUUAAUGAACCUGAUAAUUAGAGUGUGCAUGAGAUAAUUUAUUAAUUGCGAAUUGAAAUCUUAGAAUAAUAAACACAGGACAUUUUUCUACAAGUUCAAUUAAAUACUAUAUUGGUUGAUCAAGAUGAUUUUUAAGUUGAUAAUGAUAUUUCUACAAUUCGUCUCAAAAAUCCUGUUGUAUUAACAGCUGCUUAAAAGGAGAUUUCCCAUAACAUAAGCACUUAUAAUCUGGCUAUACUUAUUUUCCUUGGAAUAUCAAGUAUUAUUAUUUUGAUGUCUGGUCACCCUGCUGAAUGCUUCGAAAUCCUGGAUACAAUUUAAUUUUAAUCCAAUUUAAAAUUCAUUAACAUAGCCUUUCCAGAAAACCUGAUGAUAUACUUUGAAUCUUCUGAUGUUGUUACAAUUAUUCCUAUUUUAGAAAAAAUUGGGAUGUUAAAUUUAUGUUAAGAUCCUUUGGUAAAUUUUAGAACUAUGAUUAAUUUAUAUGGUUUUGUUAGUCAAAUUCUAUUAGGAACAAUAUUGCUUAUAUUAUCAUAUUGCUAUUUAAGAUUUAUAUUCAGAACUUGGUUUACUCAAAUAAGAAUUUUUAUUUAUGAUAAUAGAUCAAUACUUGUCUCCUAUAACUUUGCAUUAUUAAUACAUACAAUGAAUUAAUUUAGCUUAGGAUUACAUAAAAUUUUAUCAUAACAAGGGAUUGUUUAUAUUCUCUAAGUAAAUUGUUGGGAUUUAAUUUUUAAAACUUUACUUUAUCUGUUCUCUGAAAAAGAAAGCAAUCCGAGAAAUAUUGCAUAAACUAUAAUUGCAAUAAUCAUUUUAAUCUCAAUAGCAUCUUUGAUGUCUCUAUUUUUUUAGUAUUCCUUAUCUUAAUUGAAACCAAAUAAAUCUACAAAUUUUUGUCAUGAAGGCAUCAUAAUUGCCAAGAAAUUUUUAAUAUUAAUAAUGUUAAUAGGAUCUUAAGGGAAUCCUAUUGUGCAAUGUGUACUUAUUGCAUGUGUUAAUACUUGUUAU
Paramecium tetraurelia is the source of this 1419-nucleotide messenger RNA. RefSeq lists its product as uncharacterized. NCBI's taxonomy places the organism in Eukaryota, Ciliophora, Oligohymenophorea, Peniculida, Parameciidae. The transcript is spliced from 3 exons. The record is from RefSeq and is a predicted model, not a curated record. The annotation marks the transcript as partial.